Molecule: messenger RNA, 617 nt
Organism: Schistocerca piceifrons (Central American locust)
Lineage: Eukaryota; Metazoa; Arthropoda; Insecta; Orthoptera; Acrididae
Exons: 4
Coding region: 177-617 (146 amino acids)
Source: RefSeq, a predicted model, not a curated record
AAACAGGCCAGAGCGAGAGCAGUGGCUCAUCCAGUGCUGUAUACAGGCCAAGAGUUUGGUAGUUUGAUGUUUUACAUUUCCUGAAAGACUUCAUUACACCACGCGAAAGCCGGUGUAACAUUCCGAACAGUGUUGUGCCUCACAACUCUGGUACAGAAAUCCCGAGGACUAGGAAGAUGCCUGACAACUCAGUGAUAGAAAUCAACAGGACUGAGAUCAUAAUUUUUUAUGAUGAGAGUAGUAAUAUCGAUAGACCACCAUAUACAUCAAAUAGUGAACGCCCAGAUAUCACAAUUGAUAAUAUGGAUGUGGUGGUAGUUAACGACAGUGCUGAAUUUGAGGUGCCUAGUACUCCAGUGGUUUCUGGUGCAUAUUCCACUACACCAAAAGUUCGGAAGAUGAGAAAGAGUGAUAGUAAUCCCUUACUAAAUACAGUACUGGAGAACUUAAACUCAAAAUUAACCAAAAAGGCAUUAGACCCAUCUCCACAUGAUGCUUUGGGACACUUCAUUGUUGAAGAGUUGUCCAGAAUAAGAAAUCCAAUGACUGUGAGAGAUACAAAACAUAAGAUACUGAAAUUUAUCAUGGAAGCUCAAAUAAUGGAUGAUAAUUGUUGA